This is a messenger RNA of Rhagoletis pomonella (apple maggot), 7067 nucleotides long. Its product is annotated as nipped-B protein-like. Gene Ontology annotation, molecular function: chromatin binding. The record is from RefSeq and is a predicted model, not a curated record. Lineage: Eukaryota; Metazoa; Arthropoda; Insecta; Diptera; Tephritidae. Gene Ontology annotation, biological process: replication-born double-strand break repair via sister chromatid exchange; regulation of gene expression; establishment of protein localization to chromatin. Gene Ontology annotation, cellular component: Scc2-Scc4 cohesin loading complex.
GCCAAUAAUAAGUUGGCAAUGCGGCUACAAAUGUCAUUCUAUUUCCAGUUUUCUUGUGUCAGCUAUUUUGUGUCAGCAAAAGAGGUUCUUCCGAUAAUCAUUUCAAGUUAUGUUCAUAUAUAAACUGGCGCUAAACUAUUGCGCAAUAUUGCUGCUUUGCGAGACAACUUAGGUUUUGACUACGCACAGCUGCGCUAACGAAUGUACACAAUUGUGUGGUAUCUAAAUCUAUUGGAAGGAAGCUUCGUCUGAAUUUGCGAUAGAAUAGGGUUCAUUAGUCAAAUAUUAUAUGCUGUAUUCUGUGCUCUAAGAACUGUUUGAAAAAAUAUCAACGAAUAUGACCGACCCCGAUAUUCCCAGUGUUCCAGUAACCACUUUGGCUUGUUUGACAAGUUUAUCGGACUUGCUAAGUGAACUUCCAGUACCAGACACACUGGCAAGUGUCACGUCGUUAAAUAAAUCUUUGCUAUUCCAUACACUAGUGGCCAAGGAAUCCAAUAAUUUGUUGUCCGUGCGGGACGAUAACCUCGUGAAGCAAUUGGUUCAUGCCAUCGAACAAACGAACUCUGAAAUAAUAGAACUUAAGCCCCAGUAUGCCAUUGAACAAUUCGGUACAAAUAUAAAUACUUACCCAGAGUUGCUUCAAGGCAUUUACAGCUACAGUCCCACUGUGUUUAAUACCAAUAAUGGUAAAAUAAAUCAACAGAAAAAUAAUAGACAACAAACGCAUCAGCAACAGCAGCAACAGUGGUACAAUGUAGUACACGGGCAAAGAGGCGGCAACGCAACGUUGCAAUCUGAGGAACUGCAACGUCUGCAACAGCAAAUGCCAUUGAAUGUAAAUAACGCGACUAUAACCAACAAUCCAUCAAGUGGGAGUUUUCCAACAAUGGAAAUGACUUCCAUGCAAAAUAACAAUUUCGAUGUCCAAACUCCUAUCAAUCAUAAGGUCCAACAUCCAAUAACGGACCUAAAGCAAACACUUUCUGGGGAACAGCAGAAAGCUGGCUUUGAAAAUGUAGCGUGUUUCCAGAAUACCAGUACUUUUUCGACACCGUUGAAUUCGACAUCGUAUGAAACAAAACCAAGUCAAAUCGAACAAAAAGCUAAUCCAGCGAUUCCGAACACAUUGCAACCAACUGUAAUUCACACCCAGAACUAUCAAAAUCCGAAUUCCGCAAUAAUGCCAGACAACCCUUCCACAGCAAUGCCGAUUGCCAAUGUCCAAUACCAAGCUAAUAAUGGUUAUACCCAACAGAAUGUCACUGUCCAAGCACCAGCCGUGCAAGCUCCAGCUGUCCAAGCAACAGUUAUCCAAGCAACGGUUGCCAAAGCGACAGCUGCCCGAGCCAUAGCUGCCCAAGGAAUGGCUGUUCAAGCACCAGUUGUCCAAGCAACAGCUGCCCAAGGACCAACUGCCCGAGGACCAACUGCCCGAGGAAUAGCUGCCCAAGAAACAACUGCCCGAGGAGUAGCUGCCCAAGCAACAGUUGUCCAAACAUCAGCUUCCCAAGGAACAGCUGCCCGAGCAAUAGCUGCCCAAGGAACAGUCGCCCAAGCAUUGGCUCUCCAAGCACCAGCUGUCAAAGCAACAACUGCCCAAGCACCAGUUGCUCAAGCACAUCCUGUCCAAGUUCCAGCUAUCCAAGCACCAGCCUCUCAAGCUCGACCUGCCCAAGCAUCAGCUGUCACAGCAACCGCUGUCAAAGCACCCUCUGUUACAGCACCCGCUGUUCAAGCUCGACCUCUCCAAGCGCCAGCUGUCCAAGCUCCAGAUGUCCAAGCACCAGCAGUCCAAACAUUAGCUGCUCCUGUAGCAGGUGAAGAAAAACAAAGUAGCGACCCGACUUUGGUACCUAUUAAGAAUGAAUUCACAAUGCCCGAUCCCAAGCCUAAUACCUGUGUGAGCAGUAAACCCAGCGAGAAAUCCAAUGUUCGGGUAUGUAUAAAUCGACUUAAAGAAAAGGAUGCAUCUCUCAUGCAACAAAGCAUAAAACAAUUUGUAAAGAAAUCACCAGAGUCUGCAAGAAAAUUUGGUUUGGUAACUCCAAAUAAAGUGGAGCCACCACCACCAACACCAACAUCGGAGUCGGGAGAUGCCCAAGCCCCACCUUCAACAGAUCAGAAAUUUAAAAAGUUAACUACGAAAGCAGCUGAAAACGACGAUGCGUUUACUUUAAUGAAAACGAACGAAAAACCACUCGCAAUGAAAAGAAAGCUAGCGCCUUCAGUUGACGAAGUUCCACCCGAGCAAAUACACUCUCAGCCGAAAUUACGUUGUGUUGAGCGCAUCGUUUCUAAACCAUCUGCGAAAUGUACGAAGGACGAAAUAUUGCGAUCACAAACCUAUCAACAAUUCAUGCGAAAUUUGGAGCAAAUCAUUGAAACGCUGGACGACACAGAAGUUCCGAAUUUCGAUACGGAUGAAGUAGACGAGAAUAUCGAAUGUAUAUCAUCUAGAAUGCUUAAUAUAAUGAGCAACGAUAUCGCCAAGUUAAAAGCAAAGUAUGUAUUAGAUGUUAUACCGAAAACUAAGUUGGCUCAACUGGUCAAUUACGCUAUGCGAAAUGUAUAUUUGGCCAAGAAUUAUUCGGCAAGCCCAGACGAUGAAGACGAUAUUAUGGACGACGAAAUAAUGGAAAAGAUUUUAAAUGGAAUCGAAGCUUGCCUCCUUAUUUGCAACAUUUAUUGUACUUCGAAAGAUAUUAAAUUUUUGCAAGAGGAUAACAUCACGCUAAUCAUAAAAUUUAUGCAUUUUCAAUUUCGUGAAACAAUCUUUCCAUCAUAUGAUCCCGUAUAUACAGUAAAAAGUAUGAAAAAGGCGGAUAAUCGUAAAAAAUCGAGAAUUUAUCAAAAUUAUAAUCGCAGCUUGCAGUUGCUGUACUCAAAAGCCACCGAGCUAAUGAAGGUCUUCGUUACACUCUUCGAUAGGUAUAUAUUUGUGGACACCAUCAUUUUGCCACUUUCCACCUUAUCGAUCGAACCGUUCUUUGUUGAUAACAUCGAAACCUUGCAAUUUGUGUGCCUGGAAUUAGUCACAACCCUAUUUCGAAAGGAGGAAUAUGUCAAAAUUCGCAGCAGUAUACUAGGUGAUAUAUUGACCUCCAUUGAUCGUUUGCCGUCUUCGAAGAAAAACCUCCGACCUUUCAAAUUAAUCAACAAUAGCGGCAACAUUCAAAUGGUCACCGCAUUAGUACUCCAACUAAUUCAGUGCGUUACUAUUUUACCCGAUGUUAUGAAUAGUAAUUCGCAUAACAAAAGAAAAUCAUUACCACAGUAUGGUGAACUGGCGAGUCAGGCAUCUAGUUUCUCCACACAAACCGAUCGUCAAAAUAUCGAUGUGAUUGUUUUGAAAAAAUACGAUGUUGCUAUAAGCAUAGGUGGCAAUUUUCUAACAACAUUUCUAAAUAAGUGCAAAUCUCGCUCCAAUGAAACUGAUUUCCGUCCAAUAUUUGAGAACUUUAUCUACGAUCUUCUGGCAACCGUAAACAAACCCGAAUGGCCGUCAUCCGAAUUAUUGCUUUCACUUUUGGGAACCAUGCUUGUACGUUAUGUUUCUGAUAAAUCUAUAGAACAAAGUAUACGCUUGGUUUCCUUGGAUUAUUUGGGCAUUGUGGCUGCGCGUUUGCGUAAGGAUGCCGUGGACUCUCGCUACAAAGUGAAUGUCAUAGACUCAAUGAUCAGAUAUAUUAAAGUGGAGCAAGAGAAAGAGGGAGAUCUGCCAUCUAGCAACAACAAAGUCGAACUAAAAGAGGACGAACGGGUGGAGUUUCUGCAAAAGAUCCUGUUAGAUUUCCUAGCCGCCAAUGCACACGUGGACAAUCCUAUUUGGGAUUAUGCUCGACACUUCUAUUUGACCCAGUGGUAUCGUGAUAUAAUUUAUCAGCGUCGUAAUAUCAAUGAGGGCGCAAAGCGCGAUACAUCACGAAAGAAGAGCUCACGUAAAAGGCGCACAAAUGCCGAUCUUUCCGGCAGUGAUUCAAAUGAUGACAGCGGUGAUGAUAUUAACUUCGUUAAUGUUGAUAGCCGGGUUGGCGGUGAUUGUACUAUGGGCGAUCAGGAGCUGAAUAUGGAACGAUUCAAUUUGCUUGAUAAACGCAAGCAAUGCUUAGUGAAUAAUAUAAAUCCAUAUUCAACACUGGGUGAUUCCAAUCACGCACAACAUAUUAAAACAUAUAUCGAUUAUAAUAAUGCACAUUUAAUAGCACAAUAUUUGGCCAGCAAAAGACCAUUUAGUAAGUCAUUUGAUGGCUACCUCAAAAAGAUCAUAUUGGUUGUAAAUGAGCCGUCGAUUGCUAUAAGAACGCGUGCGAUGAAAUGCUUAGCUAACAUUGUCGAAGUUGAUCCCAUGGUACUCAGACGCAAGGAUAUGCAAAUGGGCGUAAACCAAAAGUUUUUGGAUGCAGCGAUAUCUGUGCGUGAGGCGGCCGUCGAUUUGGUUGGCAAGUUCGUGCUGAGCAACGAAGAGCUAAUAGACCAGUAUUACGAUAUGUUAUCGACUAGAAUUUUGGACACUGGUGUGUCGGUGCGCAAGCGUGUAAUAAAAAUUCUUCGCGAUAUAUGCAUAGAGUAUCCGACGUUUCAGAAAAUUCCGGAAAUAUGUGUGAAAAUGAUAAGACGCGUCAACGACGAGGAAGGCAUACAAAAGCUGGUGACGGAGGUUUUCAUGAAAAUGUGGUUUACGCCGUUGCAUAAAAACGACAAAGAUGGCAUACAUUUGAAGAUAAAUCAGAUUAUAGACGUGGUUAAUAUAGCACACGACACAGGCACAGCUUGGUUGGAAGGGCUGUUAAAUAGCAUAUUUCAGCCCAAAGAAAGUAAUGCGAAGGGCGAUGAUAGUAUGAAAGACAAUUUGCAGAAGAAAACAGAGCCGCCGGCUGACAUUUUGUUGUCGUGUCAGCAGUUGGCAGACGGUCUGGUGGGGCGUUUGAUCGAGCUAGAGGACACCGACAAUACGCGUAUGUUGGGCUGCAUAACCACCCUGCAUUUAUUGGCGAAGGUACGUCCGCAACUGCUGGUGCAACACGCAAUCACUAUAGAGCCUUAUCUGAACAUCAAGUGUCACCCGACUACAGCACCAAAAUUUAUUUGCGCUGUGGCAGAUAUACUGGAAAAGGUUGUACCACUUGUUAAUAACGCUAGUGAGUCGUUUUUGGCUUCGCUGGAAGAGCAUUUGAUGUUACUGGUUGUUUCACUUAAUCAAGCUGUAGUAAAGAGCUGUGUCUCUUGCUUGGGUGCAAUUGUCAACAAAAUAACGAAGAACUAUGCGUUGAUAAAAGAUUGCUUUCAAAAGUUUUAUCGCAUUUUAGAUCAAACUAGAAGUCAAAUAUUGCAAAACAGACAGAUUAAUAAUUUAAGUGCAGCUAUUCGCCGCAGCCUCUUCACUAUUGGCAUACUAAUGCGUUAUUUCGAUUUCAAAUCGAAAGAGGUCAUAGGCGAGUCCAAUUGUUUGUCACCAACAAUAUGCAACGAUGUGUUUGAUUGUCUGAUGUUCUUUGCACAAUAUCAAAAUUACGAUAUACGCAAGGAAGCGCUGAUUGCCUUGGGCUCAUUUUGUGUGAUGAACGAUGACUAUCUGACGAAUACUAAGUUGAAGCGCUACUACUGCGACUUGCUGCUUUCAGAAACGAGUGAUGCUGGCAUUAAAAUUAUAUGUUUGCGCAACAUUUGGAUCUAUCUGACUGAGUCGGAAAUGCAUAUGUACAACAAAGAGAAGGAUUGGGACAAACAGUCGAAAACCGAAGAUCUUAAAGAAAUGAACGACGUGUCAUCGGGCAUGUCAAGUCGUAUCAUACAACUAUAUCUACAAGAAAUCUUCGAAUGUUUCCUAAACAGUGAUGAUAAUGUGCGACUGUGGGCUGUUAAAGUUAUACAGAUCGUGCUCCGGCAAGGCCUUGUACAUCCUGUUAAGACUGUGCCAUAUCUUAUAUGCUUAAGUACAGAUUCGAAACUCGAAUCCGCGCACAGAGCAGAUGCCUUGUUGAAAGACAUCGACAAGAUGUACAAUGGGUUUGUGAAUAUGAAAGCGCAGUUGGGACUACAGUUCAGCUUUAGAUUACAGCGCAUUUUGCAGCAGAAUGCCAAAGGCAAGGGUAGCAAAGUUAUUCGUGGCUAUGUUAAAAGAAACUUGGAUACAAUGCCAACGGCGCUGAAUGAUUUCUUAUACACACUUUUGCGUGCGGUUAAGACGCAGCGACGCGCGCUCGUUCAAACGAUCGUAAAGCAAUUUGAUGAUCAAAAAACUUCGCUGCAGCAAAUGUUAUAUGUAGCAGAUAAUUUGGCUUACUUCCCGUAUGCGGUGCAAGAUGAGCCACUCUAUUUGAUACAUCAGGUCGAUUUACUCAUUUCAAUUGUUGGUACUAAUUUGCUCACGACUUUCAAAGAAAAUCUUAAACCUAGCGUUAAUGUGGGGGAUGUUCUAGAGGACGAUGAUGAUGAAGAUGAUCCUGAAGUGUUAUUCAAGCGUCUGCCAGAAAAUGCAUUUGAAAUGCAAAAGUGUAUAAUGUCUUCACAAGCGUGUAUGCUGCUAUUAAUUCUAAAGGAUCAUCUAAAGCAUAUGUAUAGUCUAACAGAUAGUAAAAUAUCCAGGUACUCACCGUCGGAACCGAAGUUGUACGAGAAGGCAGUAGUUCGUAAAACCGUUCAAGAUUUUAACCCUAAAACAACAAUAGAUAUUAUUAAGAAACAACAGGAAACGAUGUUAGCUUCCGAUGUUGCAAACAGUAAAAUCAAUUUAAAUGACGACGAAAGAAUGGAUCUGGUUAUAAAAUAUUUAGACUUUAAAAAACUCAUGCUUAAACUGGAUCCCGACGAUGAGGAUUCAGAUGACGAGAGUCGCAAUAAAUCGAAACUCAAUACAACAGCUAAUACGUCACAGCUGAACUCGAGUUCAGCGAGUGCAAAUAAGUCUACAGAUGACAGCUGUUUAGAUGUGGAUAAAUCGAUGAAUCGGGAGAAUUUGACUUAAUUAAGAUUUGUGACUAUAGUAAGAUGAUGAGUAAUAUAAUGAAAAUAUAUAUAAUCAUGUACAAACAUACUUUCAUAAAUAAACAAAAAAAAAAUUCAAA